Messenger RNA from Oncorhynchus mykiss (rainbow trout), 3761 nucleotides. Its product is annotated as noelin. Gene Ontology annotation, biological process: signal transduction. The record is from RefSeq and is a predicted model, not a curated record. NCBI's taxonomy places the organism in Eukaryota, Metazoa, Chordata, Actinopteri, Salmoniformes, Salmonidae.
GAUUAUGAAUUGUCUACAUGUUUUUUCUGUGAAUGACAAUCAAAAUCCGGCACUUCUUUAUUGGAUUAAAUGGGACUCGUAGGCUACCUUGCUUUCUAUGGCACCCGUCAAAAAAAUUGUGGCUGGUGGUUUCAAUGUGAUUGGAUUAUUACAGUUCUUGUCCCCAUAGAGCCAUCAAGCCACCGUUAUUAAAGUAGCCAACCUAUACAAUUACGCUAUCCAGUCUGAAAAUGUCGUUUAGGCUCGUUUGUCUCCAUUGCGUUUUCAGGGUUUCAUACUUAAAUUGAAUCUAUCACACAAUUGACUUCUAUGUCUGAAGUUAUGCUAUUUAGAUAUUGUUUUCCUGUCAUGGCAUUUUCUUGUAUUUGGUGGCAAGGUACAUAGUCCUGUUUCGCUGUGGCAAGCGCCAAAGCGUGGCGCCAUGAAUUUCAUUUCAACGGAAAGUUGUUCUAUCCGUGCGCGGUGGGCGGGGGUAUUCAGCGAAUGGGAGAGGCGACUGAAUCCCUGUAAUCUUCUAAACUCGAAAGCGAUUGCGGGAGAACCACUUCACAUUUUCCAACAACUACAUUGAGCCAUCAUCAAAGUGGCUUUUGAAGAGAGCAGAAACCACCUGUCAGCCAAAGAUGUUCAAACCUAAACUCACCGCUGUUGCAGCCCUGCCGUUGCAUCCAAUGAUUGGCAAUAUGAAUUGUCUAGUUAGUUCUUCACUGGAAUGUGUACAAGGACAUUUUUGGUAAUACGACAAGAGCGCAGAUAUGUCGGUGCCUUUACUGAAGAUUGGAGUGGUGUUGAGCACGAUGGCUAUGAUUACUAACUGGAUGUCGCAGACGUUACCGUCCUUGGUGGGACUUAACACCAACAAGCUCUCGGUAUUAUCAGGAGGGACAGCGGACCGGAGCACCGGCGUGCUCCCAGCCAACCCUGAGGAGUCAUGGCAGGUUUACAGCUCAGCCCAGGACACCGAGGGCCGCUGUGUCUGCACUGUGGUGGCGCCUCAACAGUCCAUGUGCUCGCGGGACGCCAGGACCAAACAGCUCCGACAGCUGCUAGAAAAAGUCCAGAACAUGACCCAGUCUAUCCAGGUGCUAGACCAGCGGACCCAGAGAGACCUGCAGUACGUGGAGAGGAUGGAGGUUCAGCUGAAAGGUCUGGAGACCAAGUUUAAACAGGUGGAGGAGAACCACAAGCAGAACAUUGCCAGGCAAUACAAGGCAAUAAAAGCGAAAAUGGAGGAACUUAGGCCAUUGAUACCAGUGUUGGAGGAGUACAAAGCCGAUGCAAAAUUGGUAUUGCGGUUUAAAGAGGAGCUCCAGAAUCUGACGUCUGUGCUAAACGAACUCCAGGAGGAGAUCGGCGCCUAUGACUACGAGGAGCUACAAAACAGAGUGUCAAAUCUUGAAGAGAGGCUUCGUGCAUGCAUGCAAAAAUUAGCAUGUGGGAAGCUGACAGGGAUCAGUGAUCCAAUUACCAUUAAGACGUCUGGAUCAAGGUUUGGAUCCUGGAUGACUGACCCCCUGGCUCCUGAAGAUGACACUAGGGUGUGGUACAUGGAUGGCUACCACAACAACCGAUUUGUGCGGGAGUACAAGUCCAUCUACGACUUCAUGAAUUCCGACAACUUUACAUCUCACCGCCUCCCCCACCCAUGGUCAGGCACUGGCCAGGUGGUCUACAACGGCUCCAUCUACUUCAACAAGUUCCAGAGCCACACCAUCAUCAAGUUUGACUUCAAGACCUCCGUCAUCAGCAAGUCACGCCAGCUGGACUACGCCGGCUACAACAACAUGUACCACUACUCCUGGGGCGGCCACUCAGACAUCGACCUCAUGGUGGACGAGGGCGGGCUCUGGGCCGUUUACGCCACCAAUCAGAACGCAGGGAACAUUGUCAUCAGUAAACUGAACCCCAACACCCUGCAGAUCAUCAAGAGCUGGACUACCAACCACCCCAAGAGGAGCGCAGGAGAGGCCUUCAUGAUAUGUGGCACGCUGUAUGUCACCAAUGGCUACUCCGGUGGGACCAAGGUCUAUUAUGCCUUCAGCACCAACUCGUCCACCUACGAGUACAUUGACAUACCGUUCCAGAAUAAGUACUCUCACAUCUCCAUGCUGGACUAUAACCCUAAAGACAGAGCACUGUACGCAUGGAAUAACGGUCACCAGGUGCUUUACAAUGUCACCUUGUUCCACGUCAUUCGGUCAGAGCAGGAGCAGUAGAUAGCUAGCCAUGCUGUUACCUUCUCAGUCACCGGCAGACCUGGGUUAAAAUACUAUUGGAUAUCUUUCAAAUACUUUUAACAUUUGCAGCAGCCUGCCUGGAGUGCCAGAUGGGCAGAGUUUGCAGUUUUGCAACAAUUGUAUUAAUUCCAUUAUACCAGUCAAGCCUAAUCAAGCCCGGCUAAAUCAAGCAAAUUUGAACCCAGGUCUGGUCCACGGAUGCUUCAAAGUAAAGGAGAUACUAUAUGUAACUGUGGAAGGAGAGAAGUAUCCUAUAUUUUAAUCAGUAACAAGAAAUACAGUACCUAAUGAUAUAUAAUGUAUAGAAACAAAGAGUAGAAAAGGAACCGAAAAGGUCAUGCCUUUCUUGUUUUGGAUGACUUCAAAUGUCUUAUAAUGAUUGUGUUUUUACGGAAUUACCCACUCUUGACUUGUUUUUUAUUUGAUCACAGAUAGUGCAGCCUAUUGUAUCAUAGUUUUGAAUUGAAUUACAUUUGGAAAUGAAGAAAGUUUAUAUCCUGGGCCUUGUUUAUCAACCUGUAUAAAGCCAAACUGUAGAACACAAACACACAAUCAUGACCAUUUUCCCCAGGUGAGUGAUCCUCAUUUAUUAAUUAAUUAUAUUACAUGAUCAGAUGGUAAAGAUGGUCAAAUGUAGCAGCAAUUUUCCAUGUAACUCGAUUCCCGCUUCUGUAAAGGUGGAGACUAGUGAUCGUCCCAAAACACAGAGCCAUGUGCAGAAUAGAAAGCCAAUUCUAUCCCCAUGUGUUGGUAGCAAAAUAUCUAAUUGGAAAAUGUGUAAUGGUACCUCAAAACAUGUACUCAGUCUUUCCUGCGCAAUACAACCUCUCAGGAACCAAUAUAACACAACCUGUCGUUUGCAUGGAGUCAUCUACACGGACAUUAUAGGAUCUGAUUAUGAUUGAUAAAGGAGGCCCAAUGGAGCACAGUUUCAAGAAUCCAGUCAAACCACGAGUCAAUGACAAAAUACUGUAUAUCUGGGAACACUGACUACAGACUGUUGGAAGCACCCUGUUUCAUUUCUGUGUCUUUGUGAUGGUACAACAUAUUUUCUCUUUUUCUAUCUUAUUUUUGCAUGGGCAUUUUUACCGACCAAAAUGGUUUUCUUCUCCGGAUGUAUUUUGCAAUAUUUGAUGCUGUAGUGCAGGAGACUAGUUUAGCACUGUUAGGAGACAGGCUUUUUACUUUCUUAUUGUCAUUGGGGUUGAUAUAUGUUCUUAUUGUUGGAAUUGAUAUUUACUGUGAUAGCCUGUCUUUGUAGAUUGGAUUGUAUUGACAUAAUUUGUCUAGCUCAUAUAGUUCUGUCUGGCAAAAAAAUAUAUAACUAGAACAAUCACAAGAGAAUGUACCAAACAAUGUAUCUAUGAGCCAGUGACAUACACACUGGCAGUUUUAUUCCAUUUGACUUCACAAGUCUACUGUCUGUUUCUUAGAGAGAUCAAUUGUGACAUCUUAUUCUGUUGAGCUUGCAUAUGUGUCGUAUCUGCAAUAAAAUUCAUAUAAAUGAACAAGAUCUUUGUUCUA